UACCCUAAUGUAAGUUUCGUUUCCUCCAAAGCAGCUUAGCCAUUAUUGUCUGUAUGUUUCUUCCGAAGAAGAAACCGCCCAUCAUCAAUGUGGAAGGAUAAAAACCUAGUACCUAGAUCAUUACCGCUCAAAUUGUCUCGGCAGUUAUUCUGUUAACAGCAGGUUUAACAGACCGUUACGAUGAAGAUUACCAUAUCUCAAUCCGUCGUAUUUGGACUAGACUUUCGUGAAUAUUUAAAAGAGACGGAGCGAGCCAAGCUUGAUGACAGACUUCAACUAAAACUCAUCUAUAACAGCGAGUUCAGAUACAGGAAUGAAUGCAUUAAGGGUCCGAACUUCAGCACGCUGCUUUAUGCUCUAAAAGUCACCCGCAAAGCCACCAUCUGCCGUGGAAAGGUUUGCUUCGACUCAAAGUCCCAAACUCGGGAUCAGUGGCAUAAUUCCUCUCGGAUGAGGCAGCCGGUGUCGUCCCGGAAUGGGACCUCCAGUCCCUGUCCAUCGAGGUCGUCCCCGUGCCCCCCAGCUGGGACAAGGUCCCGGAGAAAGCUGGCCAGCCUUCUCAUGGUUAAACUCACUAGAGACAAGACCCAGUUCGUCUCUGAUAAGAAUGGUGUCUUCAUCAGCUCAGAGCACGAAGGCGCAGACAGGAAGAUUUGCUUGUGCGUGGAGGAUGAUAACAAGCAUGUUGUGCGUCUGUGCGUGAGGAACGCGGGGACAUCGGUGGUCCACUUCACCUACUACACCCUGCUGAACUGGCUCCAGGACUUCACCCUGGAGGACGAGCAGAAAGUGACCCGUGCUCACCCGCUGGCACUAGCACCAGGGGACAGCUAUGAGAUCCAAGUGCUGUUCCAAACGAGCUUGGUGGGUUUCUACCCUGCAACGCUGGCCUUUGAGUUCAAACCCGACCCGCUGCCCUCUUCUGUCGCUUUCCACAUUGUGCGAUACAUCGAAGUGCAACGGGUCACUUCUUUGGGCAAAGAGCUGGCCCCCGUGGCGCCCUACAGAUUCUCCGCCAUCUCUGCUCUGCCAUACUCAGAGUCCUGCCCUAUCGUGGAUGGACAGCCCCCUGAAAGGGAGUCCGUGAUGCGUCUUAUUAUGGAGAUUGAGCUGAAUAACUACAAAGUUCCACAAUAUAUGAACAAGCUCAUCGACUCGCUUAAGAACCCUGAUAUUAGGAUGGAUCCAAGCACACAAGGUAGGAAAGCUCUGCUGGACAGCCCCCUGACCAUGGAGAACUACUGUGAGAGGUUCGAGCUGCUGCUCUAUCUCGAGGAGCUUCAGAUGCUGAAUGACAUCAAGCGCUACAACAUCCCCAACAAAGACACCGAAUACGCCACCAUGUCUAAGGACCCAGGCAAUAAGAAGCUCCUGGUGCUGCAGGUUCCCGGCGUGGCGGAGAACCGUCCUUCUGUUCUGAGGGGGGACAAUAUCCUGGUGUGCCCAAUAGGGGAAACCAGGGUGAAGUAUCGUGGCUACGUUCAUGCAGUGAAUCUGGAUGAAGUGACACUGGACUUCAACUCAAAGUUAGUGGAUGGCUUCAUAGACGGCAUGCGGUUCAGCGUUGAGUUCACGGUGAACCGCUUGCCCAUGCGUCUGCAGCACCGGGCCGCAGAGAUGGCGAAGAAGCACGGGCUGAGAGGGGUGUUAUUCCCCAACGGGCUUCCUCCUCUGGAGACCGACCCAAAACUACCCUCACUCAGGCUGUUUGACCGAAAGCUGGAGGGGAACCCGGAGCAGUACAAGGCCGUCCAGCACAUCGUGGCUGGCUCCUCCAAACCUGCCCCCUACUUGGUGUUCGGACCGCCCGGUACAGGCAAAACGGUCACUGUGGUGGAAGCCAUUAAGCAGAUCGAGAAGACCCAGAAAUUGUGCCACAUCCUGGCCUGUGCCCCCUCUAACAGCGCCUCUGACCUGCUCUGUAAGAAGAUCCUGGAGCACGUGGAAGAGCGGAAGGUGUACCGCAUGUAUGCCAGCAGCUGGGAUGCUAGGAAAAUUCCUAAUGAACUGAGGGCCUGCUCUAACCGCACAGGAGAUGUGUAUAUGUACCCCUCGAAAGAGGACCUGCUAAACUACACCAUCAUUGUUACAACCCUGUGCACCGCUGGAAGGCUCGUUACAGGGGGAAUCCCUCCCGGACAUUUCAGCCAUGUGUUUGUUGACGAGGCAGGACAUGCUGUUGAGACUGAAUGCAUAAUCCCGCUGGCAGGCCUCGUCCAGCCAGAGUCUGGUCAGGUGGUCCUCGCAGGAGACCCCAAGCAACUGGGACCCAUUCUCAGAUCCCCCCUGGUUCAGAACAACGGCAUGAGCAUGUCUCUGUUGGAACGGCUCAUGGACACCAUGCCUGUGUACCGGAAGAUAAUUGACCUUGACGAUGAAGGUGAGGAAGAGGACGUCAGCGAUGACGACUCCAAGCAGGAGGCUUUCGACCCCCGUUUUGUAACAAAGCUGUUGUGCAACUACAGGUCUCAUCCUGCCAUCCUGAAGGUCCCCAACGACCUCUUCUAUCAUGGGGAGCUUCAGGUGUGUGCGGACGAAGCCCUCCGCAACUCCUUCUGUAUGUGGGAGUACCUUCCCAAGAUGGGCUUCCCAGUGAUCUUCCACGGUGUGACCGGUGUGGAUGAGCGGGAGGCCAACAGCCCGUCGUUCUUCAACGUAGCUGAGGUGGAGCAGCUGAUGGAAUACGUGAAGAAACUGCUUGAGAGACAUGGGAGGAAGGGCCUUUACAAAAUCUCACCCAAAGACAUUGGCAUCAUUGCCCCCUACAGGAAGCAGGUGCUGAAGAUCCGCAAGGGCCUCAGGAUAUUGGAAAAAGACCUGAAGAACCCAGACCUCGCUAAAUACUUGAAGGUGGGGUCUGUGGAGGAGUUCCAAGGCCAGGAGAGGAUGGUGAUGCUGGUGUCCACGGUGCGCAGCAGCCCCAAGUACGCAGACCACGACCAGCAGUUCGACCUGGGCUUCGUCAAGAACGAGAAGAGGUUUAAUGUUGCAGUGACUCGUGCCAAAGCCCUGCUGAUCAUGGUGGGAAACCCCAUAGUGCUCGGUACAGACCCGGUUUGGAACAGCUUUAUCGAGCACUGUAAAGACAACGGUGGCUACACUGGUGUCUCGUACGCAGAGGAAGAGGAGGAUGUGGUGGCCCGACUCGCCGCCCUAUGGACAAGCAUCGAACCAAAAGGGGAGACAGAAGAGACCGGAGAAAGCCUCCUUCAGCAGCAGCUGGACCCAGAGUGGAGGAACGAGCUGUGAUGAAGGGCCUGGGACGCUUCCUCCCUUCGGUUUGGAUGGAGGUCAAUUCAUUGUUUUCUGGAUCAUGUGCUGGACUUCUGCUGUAUGUUUAUGUUCACUCACUGUGAUGACUCAAAUAAUCACUAAUCAUUUGGAUGAAGUCAGAAAACAUGAUGGAUUUGGUAUAGUGGUUUGAAGGUCUUCUGAAAAAACUACUGGAAGUAGUGUCUUUCAAUUACCCGUUUGUCUUUAUUUUGUCAGAGUAAAAACAUUUCAUCUGUGAUCUUGGAAGUUUUCUAUUUUACUUGUUUGAAAGGACACGCAAAAAAUGAGUGCCCAGGGAAAAAUGUGCCUUAAUGCUGUGCACUUUAAUACGAAUUAAAAUAUUGUUAUAAAUAAA
This is a messenger RNA of Gadus morhua (Atlantic cod), 3628 nucleotides long. RefSeq names its product putative helicase mov-10-B.2. The record is from RefSeq and is a predicted model, not a curated record. The coding region runs from base 181 to 3249 and encodes 1022 amino acids. Gene Ontology annotation, molecular function: RNA binding; 5'-3' RNA helicase activity. The transcript has 23 exons. NCBI's taxonomy places the organism in Eukaryota, Metazoa, Chordata, Actinopteri, Gadiformes, Gadidae.